AAAUAAAUGAAUAAAUGAAAUAAAAUCUCAAUUCUUGUCAGCAGAUGAAAGAAAAAACCUUAAAUUCUGGAAAACAACCGUUGUGCAAAAUAGUGUAUAUAGAGUAAUAAUAGCCAGAACAGCUUUCAAGUGUUACAGCAAAUCAGAGCAGAAAAGAAAAUUAAUGAAAUUCUGGACAGAAUCCUUGAUACAAAAUAGUAUAUCAAUAAAUAAUCAUAAAAAACAAAAAUCUCAAUUUUUGUUUAGCACACAUCCUUUGUCAGAUUUUAAAAUAGGUUUCCAGUGUUAUAGGAGUGUUACAGUGUUUGUGUUAAAACAAACAAACAAGCAAACAAACAAACAACUGGGUGAGCGCAGUGUAACAUGUUUAGGGCCAGGGAGUUCAUAUCUCAGCCAAUAUACGUCAUCUUGUUUUGUGUUGGAUAUUAAAUGACUAAAUUAUUGCCACGCUACUGAAGUCUUAGUACCUUUUUUAAAAACACAUUGUCUACACUUGUUGAGCAUGAGGUUGUGGCUGUUGAGUUGUCACUUCAUACGUUUUUACACUGUCACUCCAAAUGUCCUUUGAAAGAAGGCUGAUUUUUUCAUUCCUUCUUUCAAACCUAAACAGCAUCACUUAACAUUAACAUUACAGGCAUUUAGCAGACGCUCUUAUCCAGAGCGACUUACACAACUUUUUUACAUAGCAUUUUACAUUGUAUCCAUUUAUACAGCUGGAUAUAUACGGAAGCAAUUUCGGUUAAGUACCUUGCUCAAGGGUACAACGGCAGUGUCCUACCCGGGAAUCGAACCUGCGACCUUUCGGUUAUAAGUCUAGUUCCUUACCCACUGUGCUACACUCCGUCCAUGGUGCUGUGCAUCUCAACCUUAAUCAAUGCUGUAUGCAACUCUCUUCCUGCUACGUGAUUGGUUAGACAUGGCUUUGUUUCUGUUUUGAUUGGCUGUUUGUACAUUAUUUGUGUACUUGUUUGUCCUUCCAUGCAAUGAUCUCUAUUGACGUAUUAUAGAAUAUUUCUUAUUUGAGCAUUGAUGAAAAGUUAUAUCAAGGUACAUAUAUAUCAUUAUCAUUAUUGUUUAAUUGCCCAGCCAUAUGUAGUAGUUGUAGUAGUAGCAGUAAUGGUAGCAGUAGUAGCUGUAGUAACAGUACUAGUAGUAGUAGCAGUAUUUGGUGUAAUUUUAUAAUACUUUUGCUGCAGUGAUUUCUAAACCUUUACUUGCCCUUUUAAUUUCUUUAAUAGUUCAGUCCUGCAAACAUAUCAUGACCCUGCGCAUUCAUAUAAAUACAUAAUUCAGCCUUAUGACAAUGAAUGUGUGCCAGUGCACAAGGGGAGGAAGUGGAUAAAGGAUUCAAGGGAUUGUUUACCCAAUCAGAUGCUACUUAUAUAUAAGAUAUAGGAUUUAUGGAAAUUUGAUCGGGACACUGGUUUAACACCCCAGACUCUUCGAAAUAGUUUUCACAGAGACUCUGCUGUCACAUCCUGGAAAAUUCAUCCUAACAUGCAAAUACAAAUUAAAAAAACUAAUGUCCCUCCUCCUGCUCAAAUAAAACAUGGUUUAUAAAUAUGUUAUUUUUAUAAUCUUUGCAGGAUUCAGUGUGUGCAACUAGACCAUGGAGAAUGGAUCAGUGGUGACGUCAUUCAUAUUGAAGCCAUACACUGAACUGGAAGACCAUAGAUAUCUAUACUUCCCAGGUUUCCUGUUAUUGUUCAUCCUUAUGCUAAUGACAAAUAUAAUUCUUCUUACAGUAAUUUAUAUUGAAAAAAGUCUCCAUGAACCCAUGUAUUUUUUAAUGUGUAACUUAUCUGUGAAUGGGAUUUAUGGCACUAUAUCUUUAUUACCAUCAGUCCUUGGCAAUUUAAUGUCUCGUACUUAUGAAAUAUCUCUGGCUGCUUGUUUUUUACAGGUCAUUUGUAUACACACAUAUGGUUCAGUUGAAUUUAAUACUUUAGCAGUGAUGGGCUAUGACCGAUAUGUUGCCAUUUGUCAUCCAUUACACUAUCACCAAUUAAUGUCUCAUAGAAAAGUAUGCACCCUUAUUGCAUUGUCCUGGAUUUAUCCUUUCAUUAUAUUUGGGCUGUAUUUCAUAUUAACUCUACUGUAUACAUUUUGUGGCAGGAUAAUAGAAAAGGUGUAUUGUGUUAACUUUGAAUUAGUGAAACUGUCUUGUUUUGAAAUUUCUUUCCACAGCAAAGUUGGCUUUGUUGUAACUGUUUUUUUAAUUGUUCCACAGCUGCUCAUGAUACUAUAUUCAUAUGCACAAAUACUCAGAAUCUGCCUGUCUGCUUCAAAGGAGUCUCAGGCCAAAGCUAUUCAAACGUGCACCCCACACUUACUGGCUGUGAUUAACUAUGCAGUGGGAGCCUUUUUUGAUAUUAUCCAGAGUCGUUUCAACAUGAGUCAUGUACCGUAUAAAGCUCGCAUAUUUCUUGCCCUUUACUUUCUGAUAUUUCCCCCAUUGCUUAAUCCUGUAAUUUAUGGAAUUAGCAUUCAAGCUAUCAGGAUUCAGAUUUUCAAACUGUUCAUUACUUGUAAAAAUUACACAUGUUUAAGCCAAUAAUGAGCUCAAAUGGAGUUCCACUUGGUGACAGGCUCAAUGAAACUUCUGGACACUGGUUGCUUUGCAAGAGGACAAGAAAACUAUUAUUUCUGCCUGUUGAAUUCAAUCCCUUUUUUUUACCAUUCUGCUCAACUAAACUACUUAAGUUGUUGUGGGAAGUAACAUAAAUAAUAAAAACACGGCCUUUUAAAGUUUAGACGACCACACAUUCAUGUAACAACCCAUAGAAACAUUUUUUAUGUUCUAUUUUCUCAAAGGUUUGCAAGAAAGCAAGUGAAAUUAUCUUAAAUAAAUUUCAUUUGGAGAUCUCCGUUCACCCGACAGGUUCCUUUAGUUUCACAAAUGAGUAAUUAGAGGCAUAAAUCAGACAGUCUCUCAUCACAGAAAUUGAUUAAGAGCGUUACAUGAGGCCAUCUAUGGCUUGAAGAGAUAUAGAUAAUCAGGUAUGUAGUGUAGUGCUCAUUAUCUAGGGCUCACAAAGAUCAUGUCUGCAGUGUGGUAGAAAGCAUUUUAGUUUUACAAAUGGGUGUUUAUUUACUUAUUUAUUUAUUUAUUUAAAUAUUUUAAUUAUAGUGAAAA
Anguilla rostrata (American eel) is the source of this 3136-nucleotide messenger RNA. RefSeq names its product olfactory receptor 52K2-like. The record is from RefSeq and is a predicted model, not a curated record. Gene Ontology annotation, molecular function: G protein-coupled receptor activity; odorant binding; olfactory receptor activity. The coding region runs from base 1610 to 2557 and encodes 315 amino acids. Gene Ontology annotation, biological process: G protein-coupled receptor signaling pathway; detection of chemical stimulus involved in sensory perception of smell. The transcript has a single exon. NCBI's taxonomy places the organism in Eukaryota, Metazoa, Chordata, Actinopteri, Anguilliformes, Anguillidae. Gene Ontology annotation, cellular component: membrane.